AUCGGAAAAUGAGGUCGUGGGUCGUGGCGGAGAGACCAAAGAGGAAUAGGUUUCCUUUUGUGUGUGCAAUCUUGGUCUCCAUGAUUUUGAUACUUCUUGGUUACGAUAUAGGGGUGAUGAGCGGAGCAAUCAUAUACAUAAAGAGAGAUAUGAAGCUAAGUGAUGUCCAGAUAGAGAUUCUUGUUGGAAUCCUCAGCAUAUACUCUCUGGUCGGAUCUUCCCUCGCCGGCAGAACCUCCGAUUGGAUUGGUCGGAGGUACACGAUCGUGUUGGCCGGAGGAAUAUUCUUCGCCGGAGCUCUUCUCAUGGGAUUCGCCACCGACUACGCUUUUCUCAUGUUCGGACGAUUCGUCGCCGGAUUCAGCAUCGGAUUCGCCGGCAUGAUCGCUCCUGUUUACAUCGCCGAGAUUUCUCCGGCGUCUUCUCGUGGUUUCCUCACUUCUUUCCCCGAGGUAUCAGUGAAUGUGGGGAUAUUGUUGGGAUAUGUAUCGAACUACGCAUUUUCGAGACUGCCACUUGGGUUGGGAUGGAGAUUGAUGCUGGGAAUCGGAGCCGUACCGUCGGUGGUACUUGCGGUCGGGGUCCUGGCCAUGCCCGAGUCGCCUCGGUGGCUCGUCAUGCAAGGCCGACUCGGUGAAGCCAAAAGGGUACUCUUUAAAACCUCCGAUUCCCAUUCCGAAGCCCUUCACCGCCUCUCCGACAUCAAGCUUGCCGUCGGAAUCCCCGACCAUUGCAACGACGACAUCGUUCAGGUGGAUAAGAAAAAGAGCCAAGGUGAAGGUGUGUGGAAAGAGCUUAUUCUCCGACCAACGCCGUCAGUCCGCCGAGUUCUACUCGCAGCCAUCGGGAUCCUCUUCUUCCACCAAGCGACCGGAACUGACGCCGUCGUCUUGUACUCUCCCCCUAUCUUCAAAACCACCGGUCUUAAAUCCGACCACCAACAGCUUCUAGCCACAGUAGCCGUAGGUUCCGUCAAGACAUCAUCCAUUCGGGACCUUACAAACCGAUUCUAAUUUACUCAGGCACAAACUCGACCGACAAGUGCGAAAUAUUAUUUUGUCCAAACAAAAAGGCUCGCCACCGGGAGAGAAUCUGCUCUUACAAGAUUGGUUCUAUUUAACAAGACCACCAUGACAUCUUUAGUUUCUGUUGGCUCUUUUGUACCAUCCUCUAUUGUGGAAAUUUCCAAUUUUGAUAUACGGUUUUGCAACCGUGAUGUAUUUGUAACUGAUCCUUUCUUUUGAUUAAUAUAUUCACAUUUUAACAAAAAAAAAAGACAUCAUCCAUUCUGGUCGCAACCUUCCUUCUGGAUCGUGUCGGAAGACGGCCGUUGCUUCUGAGCAGCGUCGGAGGGAUGGUCAUGUCGCUUCUGAUACUGGGCACCUCUCUAACGGUGAUAGAUCACAACGAAGACAAGAAGGUGGCAUGGGCAUUAGGGUUAAGCAUAACGACAGUGAUGACGUACAUGGCGUCAUAUUCUAUAGGGUUGGGGCCUAUUACAUGGGUUUACAGCUCAGAGAUCUUUCCGUUGAGAUUGAGAGCUCAAGGGCUAAGCAUUUGUGUGAUAGUGAACAGAGUCACGAGCGGCGUGAUAACGAUGACGUUCUUGUCU
This is a messenger RNA of Tarenaya hassleriana, 1612 nucleotides long. Its product is annotated as polyol transporter 5-like. Gene Ontology annotation, cellular component: membrane. The record is from RefSeq and is a predicted model, not a curated record. The transcript has 4 exons. Gene Ontology annotation, molecular function: carbohydrate transmembrane transporter activity. Gene Ontology annotation, biological process: transmembrane transport. The coding region runs from base 9 to 1013 and encodes 334 amino acids. Lineage: Eukaryota; Viridiplantae; Streptophyta; Magnoliopsida; Brassicales; Cleomaceae.